Fusarium venenatum is the source of this 477-nucleotide messenger RNA. The record is from RefSeq and is a predicted model, not a curated record. Lineage: Eukaryota; Fungi; Ascomycota; Sordariomycetes; Hypocreales; Nectriaceae.
AUGCUACCACAGCCUAGGGUCAAACGAUUGGAAGCAUACCUCCUCGAGUGUCUGAGCGACGUGUCUGACUACCACCAGAUCUUUCUCACAGUCCUCGAUAAUGCGCCCAUCGACCGAGAGGCCUACAAGCUCAUUCACAAAGAGUACAAAGAGAUAAUGGCAAACAUGAGCGCAGCCAUUGCCAAACAGACGAGCGACGAGAUUGAAGUGGAACGAAACGAGCUCGAGAAGCCUCGAGAUUUCGCCAAAGCAUUGAGGAUCAACAACGAGAAGGCGGUGCACAGGAACUCGAGCGUUUGCGACAAGGAGCACAGUUUUUGGGGCACGAUUUUGCAGCUUGUAAAUCUAGGUCCCAAGGGUGUGACGCUGCUCAAGGGGAAGAUGGAGAACAACGGAUAUCAUAUGGAACAGAUAUUCUCAGAGGUCGAGGGGUGCCUAAUGACAGGAAGGGAAGAACGUAAUGGGAAUCAGGAGUAA